UGUCAGUUAAGAGAGACCAACUGCCUUUUCUUGCUUCUUGCCUCGUGAUGUACCGUAUUUUUUGUUCUAUAGGACGCACUUUUCCCCCUCCAAAAUUAAGGGGAAAUGUGUGUGCAUCCUAUGGAGCGAAUGCAGGCUCCUUGGCUUCAGCGAUAGCAACGCGAAGCCUCCGAAGCGCAGAGGGAGCGCUCCCAGUCCCACCAGGAGAUGCUGGGGACUGAACCUGAUGCCUUCUGCAUGCUAAACACUUGUUCUACCACUGAGCUAUGGCCCUAGCUCACAAUACUGCUGUCAGGAUAAAAUGGAGAAGGUGGAGGCUGAAGUGUGUAUGCUCUGUGGAGGAAAGGUGGGAUAGAAGUAUAAGAAGGAAUAAAGUAUGUAAACUAGCCUAUAAGUGAAUAAAUUACAGUAUAUUUUUAACUUACCGUAUUUUUCGCACCAUAGGACGCACCGGUCCAUAGGACGCAUCAAGUUUUUGGGGGGGGAAAUAAAGGAAAAAAAAUUAUUUCCCCCCCAGGCGCUUGUGGGGCCGGCAGCGGGGAGAAGCGCUCUUCUCCCCGCAGUCCGCCUUCAGAUCAGGUCCGGGGACAGCGGGAAGACGCGCUGCGUCUCCCUGCUGUCCCCGGAGCUGGGGGCAGGCAGCGGGGAGAGCGCUCUUCUCCCUGCCGCCCGCCUUGAGAUCAGGUCCGGGGACAGCGGGGAGACCCGCUGCGUCUCCCUGCUGUCCCCGGAGCUUGGGGGCAGGCAGCGGGGAGAAGCGCUCUUCUCCCCGCGGCUCGCCUUCAGAUCAGGUCCGGGGACAGCGGGAAGACGCGCUGCGUCUCCCAGCUGUCCCCGGAGCUUGGGGCAGGCAGCGGGAGAAGCGCUCUUCUCCCCGCCGCCCGCCUUCACAUCAGGUCCGGGGACAGCGGGACGCCGCGCUGCGCCUCCCAGCGCUCCCCGGCGCUUGGGGGCCGGCAGCGGGGAGAAGCGCUCUUCUCCCCGCCGCCCGCCUACACAUCAGGUCCGGGGACAGCGGGAAGACGCGCUGCGUCUCCCUGCUGUCCCCGGAGCUUGUGGCAGGCAGCGGGGAGAAGCGCUCUUCUCCCCGCCGCCCGCCUUCACAUCAGGUCCGGGGACAGCGGGAAGACGCGCUGCAUCUCCCUGCUGUCCCCGGAGCUUGGGGGCAGGCAGCGGGGAGAAGCGCUCGGCUCCCCGCCGCCCGCAUUCACAUCAGGUCCGGGGACAGCGGGAAGACGCGCUGCGUCUCCCAGCUGUCCCCGGAGCGUGGGGGCAGGCAGCGGGGAGAAGCGCUCUUCUCCCCGCCGCCCGCCUUCACAUCAGGUCCGGGGACAGCGGGAAGACGCGCUGCGUCUCCCUGCUGUCCCCGGAGCGUGGGGGCAGGCAGCGGGGAGAAGCGCUGCUCUCCCCGCCGUCCGCCUUGAUAUCAAGUCCGGGGACAGCGGGAAGACGCGCUGCAUCUCCCUGCUGUCCCCGGAGCGUGGGGGCAGGCAGUGGGGAGAAGCGCUCUUCUCCCCGCCGCCCGCCGUCACAUCAGGUCCGGGGCCAGCGCGAACACGCGCUGCGGCUCCCUGCUUUACCCGGAGCGUGGGGCAGGCAGCGGGAGAGCGCUCUUCUCCCCGCCGCCCGCCUUGAUAUCAAGUCCGGGGACAGCGGGAAGACGCGCUGCGUCUCCCUGCUGUCCCCGGAGCUUGGGGGCAGGCAGCGGGAGAAGCGCUCUUCUCCCGCCGCCCGCCUCACAUCCGGUUCGGGGACCGCGGGACGAGGCGAAGCGUCUCCCUGCUGUCCCCGGAGCUUGGGGGCAGGCAGCGGGGAGAAGCGCUCUUCUCCCCGCCGCCCGCCUUCACAUCAGGUCCGGGGACAGCGGGAAGACGCGCUGCGUCUCCCAGCUGACCCGGAGCUUGCGGGGCCGGCGGCGGGGUCUCCCCGCCGUCAGCCUCCAAACCACUUCGGGAGACAGCGGGAUGGCGGCGUUCCGCCUCCCUCUGUCCCCCGACCUUGUGGGGCUGGCGCUGGGGCUCUCCUGAAGCCUGGAGAGCGAGAGGGUCGGUGCGCACCGACCCCUCUCGCUCUCCAGGCUUCAGUGAAAGCCUGCAUUCGCACCAUAGGACGCACACACAUUUCCCCUUCAUUUUUGGAGGGGAAAAAGUUCGUCCUAUAGUGCGAAAAAUACGGUACUCUCCUAAUAAUUUGUAUAUAAAUUAUAAAAGUGGUAUAUAAAUUUUGUUAAAUAAAAAAAAGGAAAUGUUCAGACUUUCAGACAGUAUGUUAUGCCUGAGCCUUCAUUGCUGAAACUCCCAACAGCAUUUUCAUGCUCACAAACACCUGAUGAAGGAACUAUUGUGACAUAACCCAUUCAAGCAGAGUGAAGGGGCAACAGGCUGUCAACAGUGGCAGUAGUUGGGGGCUCCCAUCUAUUAAAAAGCCACAGAAAGUCUUUUUAUACUGCCUGAGGAAUUAAUCCCUUCUUUAACGUUCAUAAUUGCUGGAUCGAUUUAACAGGACUGGAGCUAACAUUUGCUUGGAUUUGGCACCAUUGAUAGGGAACUGCCUGCUGCGUCCUCCGCUUUGAAGUCACCCUGGUCCUUGGGCCUCCAGUACCUUCUUCAGCAUGUCCAACCCAUCUAAGAGGCGUAUGAUACUGGUGUUCCACUGGGUUAGGAGGAAGCCCCUGACAGAGAAGCUGUGCUCUACCAUCUCGGCCAGACCUUCUGCCUCUGCACCGGCUUGCAACACUCCUCACAUUUCACCCUACUUCACGAGGAGCAAGACACAACCCGCUCCGCUCAGGAGGUCCAGCAGGCGCAAGGUGCUGCGAUUGCCAAAUCUCACCGACCCCAAGUUUUUAAGAUCUGUCAUUGGCAGCGUUGGCUGGAAGAGAGCCCGCAGGUGUGGCAAGCAAAAGAAGACUCCAGCGGAAACAGGAAAAGGGAUGAGGGCUAGGCUAGAGGCAAGAAGGCUCCAAAGUUAUUUGUGGGGUGGGAUUGCUUUGGAAGAUACCUUCUCACAAUCUCUGCCCUUGAACCAUGUAAGGACAUAAGAAGUGCCUGCUGGAUGAGGCCACAUUGGCCUGUCUAGUCCAGCACCCUGUUCUCACAGUGGCCAACCAGAGGCCUGUGGAAACAAGAGCAUUCUGUAUUCCCUUCCUGCAUCUUCCAGCAACUACUAUUCACAAAGGUUACCGCCACUGACUCUGGAGGUAGAGCAUAGCCAUCGUGCCUAAUGGCCAUUGAUAGCCUUUCCUGCAUAAAAGGAUCCAAGUUGGUGGCCGUCCCAGCUUUCUGUGGGAUUGAGCUUCCAGAGGCGUAGCUAAGCAUGCCUGCUGCAGGAAAAACAGGCAUUAAAAGCACAUUUCUCCCAAAGAAUCCUGGGAAUUGCAGUUUGUAAAGGGUGCUACAAAUUGUAGCUAUGCGGUAGAAGGGUAAUCUACAGUUCCCAGGAUUCUUACAGGGGAGAAGCAAUAAUGCUUUUAAUGUAUGGUGUGUACACAGCCUCAAAUUAGCUCCACCAGCUCUGUAAUCCUAGAGCAAAGAUUAUAAUGCAUAUUAUUGUUGUUGUUGUACUUUUAUAAAUAUUAUAAAACCCAUUCCUGCAAGCCAUGUAGUCUGGGAUAAACUCAGUCACCCCUCCCAUCAUUAAUUGUUUCUACUAGGUGGGGAGGGGUGUUGGAUCUGCUUCCCUGCCUUGAAGAAAGGCGCAGGUCAGAUGUGUGCCCAGACCUGGCCACGCUUCGCAAGAGAGGUGUGUUGGUUCAAGGUGGCCACGCGGCCUGCAACUUGCACUCCUUCCUGACGUGUCUUCCCCAAACCCCUUCUUCCAGAGGCUGUGUUGAAGUUUUCCAUCACGUGGAGCACAAACUCGCGGAACUACCUCGAGGCUCAGGCAGUGGUGGAAACCCUCCUCAGGCAUGAGACGCCAGAGAGCCUCUUGCAAUACGAAGGGAUCAAAGCAGCUGUGGAGUCUCUCCUACCAUACACAGCACUUCCAGAGGCUGGGCCGGUUACUGCAGGCCUCCAUGUUCCUUGAUUUCAUGUGACAAAACAUGAAGUUGCCUGACGCCGCCAAGUGGGACGAGGAGAUGGACACGUGAUGAGCUUUAUUUAUUUAUUUAUUAUCAUUAUUCUUGAGUACAAAUUAGAAAAAAAUACAAAUAUACAAAAAAAGGAAAAUACAUGUAACCAAUAGAAAAUUAGAAAACAUUUUACCUCUUCUCAUAUUUACAAUUAUUUACACCUCUACAAAACAAUAUUCACAAUAAAGAAAAGAAAUGAAAGGUAAAAUAUAAAAGAAAAGAACAAGAAGAAGAUAAAGAAAAGGAAAAAAUAAGAUCAAGAAUGAGAAUUUUAAAAGUAGAUAAGUAUUCACUAUACACAGCCAUUUCCAAUCUAUCUUUUUAUUCAGUUAUGUAUUUUCAUCAUAUCCUUAUCUAUCUUAAUUAAAAUAUUUUUAAAAGACUUCCACCGUUUGCCUCACACGUUUUUGGUAGUCCAUUUGUCAAAACCUCUGUUCUUCGUCAAAACCUCCACCAGCCCCAAAGAGCAGGU
This is a messenger RNA of Podarcis lilfordi (Lilford's wall lizard), 4544 nucleotides long. NCBI's taxonomy places the organism in Eukaryota, Metazoa, Chordata, Lepidosauria, Squamata, Lacertidae. The record is from the annotation of a GenBank genome assembly.